AUGACCUCCACAAAAACCAGCUUUUUGCCAACGGAGAUUCUAUCAGAAAUUGUUGAAUAUCUCUAUGUGCUUGGGAUUCACGAUGAUUUGACGAAAGAUAAUGUUCCUGACAGAGCUCUACUGCAGAGACAAGCCUCCCUAGCCAACUUUUGUCUUGUGAAUCGCCAGUGGUACUCGGCAGGAAUUGAGUAUUUGUAUCGAGAACCUGAGGUCUCGCAGGGCAACCGAUUUUUACAGUUCACCGAGACUCUGUGCCCACCACCCAAAACAAGACAAAAAACAAUCACAAACCUAAAGUCAAUGGUUCGAACUCUGGACCUAGCAAAGCUGGUUCACCAAAGUUCAAACAGUACCACUGCACGACUUAUCAGCAAGACGAGUAAGAACUUGACAUGGUUUCGAGCGCCCCGGGUCUCUUUUUCUCUCAACGGCCUGGCAUCCUUGACCAAGUGCCAAAAUUUGAGAAGACUGGAUCUAAGCCGAGUAGGGGAUUCAUCAAUCACCUUUCCACAGCUCAAGAAGACCGUCAGCAAACUCGGAAACCUGAAUGAUCUUUCACUGCCCAUCUACAUCCCUCUUACCCCAACUUUCCUCCCAAAUAUCACAUGGCCCAAUAGCCUCCAUGAGCUUACGAUUGGUGGGAUAAUUGACCAUGACUUGAUGCAAAUAUUUGACUGGCCAACCAACUUGGGAACUUUGCGCCUGUCAAAUUGCAAAAACCUUGACAUUUAUCUCAUCGAAAGCAUCUUGGACAACGAAUUUAUGUCCGAAAAUUUGCACAAUUUCACCAUUAAUACGAAUUGCAUGGAGCACUACAUGCACCUUGACGAUUCAACAGCUGUGCUGCAUAGCCUGGAUCUCCUUGAACGCCUCGAUAUCCCCUCAUCCCUGCUCCGACCUUUACUCUUGCUUGAUGAUGAAAUGUCACCCAUACAUUUGACUAUAAUGGUGAUCGAUGAUGAACCUGCCAUGACCGUGAACGACAGUGAAUUUGGUGCGGAUUUGAUGAAAUCCUUGGAAUCGGGCCCCUUGGGUAAAAUUUGGGCGCUCUAUGUCAGCAGAGGGUUUUCCGAUUCCUACCAAUUGAAGCCGGAAGAAAUCGAUGACCUUAUCCUCCUUCACCUAGACGAUGUUGAUGAUGAAGAGCUCGACGAGUGGGGUACAAGAUUGGGAUUUUACGAAGACGAAUGA
Molecule: messenger RNA, 1191 nt
Organism: Penicillium verhagenii
Lineage: Eukaryota; Fungi; Ascomycota; Eurotiomycetes; Eurotiales; Aspergillaceae
Product: F-box domain protein
Exons: 2
Coding region: 1-1191 (396 amino acids)
Source: RefSeq, a predicted model, not a curated record